Sardina pilchardus (European sardine) is the source of this 2184-nucleotide messenger RNA. RefSeq names its product probable serine/threonine-protein kinase nek1. Lineage: Eukaryota; Metazoa; Chordata; Actinopteri; Clupeiformes; Clupeidae. Gene Ontology annotation, biological process: lipoprotein metabolic process; protein phosphorylation; lipid transport. Bases 86 to 1861 code for a protein of 591 amino acids. The record is from RefSeq and is a predicted model, not a curated record. The transcript has 11 exons. Gene Ontology annotation, molecular function: protein kinase activity; lipid binding; ATP binding. Gene Ontology annotation, cellular component: extracellular region.
UUGACUCAAAAAACAUUGAUAGGUGUGACAAAGAUAGUAGAAAGAUAGUGAUUUAGUGAACAUUUAAUUACAUGCUUUGUGCAAGAUGGGAAAUGCUCAACGUGUUCUGGAGAAACAUGGAUACACAAAGAUUAAAACAAUCGGUUCGGGAGCUUUUGGGAAAGCAAUCCUGGCAAAGUACAGUGAAGACGGAGAGAAUUACAUCCUGAAGGAAAUGAAGUUGAUUUCAGAGGAAAACAUCAAAGUUGCAAAAGAUGAGGCCAGUCUUCUCAUAAAGAUGCACCAUCCAUUCAUAGUGGGUUAUAAAGAAUCAUUUGAAGAGAGUGGCAGAUUGUUUAUAGCAAUGGAUUAUUGUGAGAUGGGGGAUCUUGACAAAAUGAUUGAACAUCAGCUGCAAAAGGGCGUUCAUUUUCCAGAGAAAGAGGUUCUUGACUGGUUUGUCCAGAUCUGUCUGGCGGUGAAGUAUGUCCACGAUAAGAAUAUUAUCCACAGAGACAUCAAACCACAGAACAUAUUUGUAACUAUGGAGGGGACACUGAAAUUGGGCGACUUUGGACUUGCCAAAGUACUUCCCAGAUCACAGGCUUAUACUGGUACAGUGGCUGGAACACCAGUCUACAUGGCACCUGAAGUUCUUGGUCAAACACCUUACAACACCUUGAGUGAUGUUUGGUCUUUGGGAUUGGUACUCUACAACAUGUGCAAGCUGAGCUACACACCUGAAGAUUGGAUUGCGGCAAUGAAGAAUGUACAGAAUAUCCGUCUGUCCAAAUACUACUCCAGUGAUCUACAGGAUCUCAUCAAUGACUUACUAACUCCAAACCCAGCCAAGAGACCCACCCUGGAUGAUGUUCUUAAGAAACCAAUCUUGGCUCGACGUAUACCUAAACAUCUCAGUAUUGAGGCCAUAAAACAAGAAUUUGAUAGAGAUCUUCUCUAUGCAAUGGGUAUCGAUGGAAAAGGCUCUUUUUUGACGGAUGAAGGAAUAAUCGCAGAAUUGAUUUGCGAACUGAAAGAGAACAUCAAGAUCUUCUGCGCUUUUUUCCGUGGAGAUCACCAGCAUCUCAAAGAGCAGACCAGGCACCUGGAUGAAAUCACUGACCGGCUGGAGAAAGUCCACCGCAAAACCACCAUCGGCAGCCUGACUGGGGGAGUCAUCGGCGCAGCCGGGGGAAUCACCUCUAUAGUCGGGCUGGUCCUCGCACCCUUCACCCUGGGAGCCUCCCUGGCAGUGACGGCGGUUGGGGUGGGCAUGGCGGCCGCAGGAGGAGCCACAGGAGCAGUGUCCAACAUCACCAACAUGGUCCGGCAGAAGACCUUGCGCAAGACCAUCGAAGACAUCGUGACUGACUUCCAGAACAAAAUAAACCCCGUGCUCGUGAGUACGAACAAGAUCAAAGGCAGAGUGGCCAAAAUGCAAGAAUACCGCAAGAUCGCAGUAACGACCCACAGGCUAGAGGCCGGGAUGGGCGCAGGGCGAGGUGCAGCAGGCUUGUUGCAGGUGGUCCGACUUGCCAAGGCCGUCAACGUUGGCCGCGUGGCUGCCCAGGCAACACGAGCCGUCAGCGUCGCUGGGAAACUGACCACAGUCCUCUCCAGCCUCAUGCUUGUCCUGGAUGUGGUCUUUAUCGCCAAGGACGCCAAAGAGAUCCACGAGAUGAAGAAGCUGAAAAAGAAGGCGGAGAGAGAGAGCGGUCCCAAGCUCUCAGUGGCAGAAGCUAACAAAAUCAAGUCAAACAUGCUGAAGUUCAUCAAUGAGAUGAGGAACACAGCCAGACAUUUUGAGAACAUUCUAGAUGAGCUGGAGAAAAUGAAGGAGGUUGUUAACAGUGAGAUAGUGCCCAAGUUGUGCAAGAUUUAAUUAUCUAAGUCUAUUCGUGUAGAUUGAACAAGGUCUCUCAAAUAAUGGCAUUGAUCAUGUUCAUCUGAAAGAAGGAAAGGCUAGAUAUCAUUUCCCCACAUUGACAUCAAUUCCCUGUAUUGAUUGUUUUGUUGAUGCCAUUGAUUACUAACAGGGAAAUGUGACAGGAUAUCUGUCAGCAUCCAGGAUUUUAUUAGCAUUUACUUUUGAGAUAAGUGUGUGAACCGGUGAAAGUUUGAUAUUAUAUUGGUGGCUGAAUAUGUAUAAUAGUUUUCCUACAUGUUGACCAAAUUGUUUUCAAGCUUUUUACAAUUAAAAUGUUA